This is a messenger RNA of Ilyonectria robusta, 473 nucleotides long. RefSeq lists its product as uncharacterized. The record is from RefSeq and is a predicted model, not a curated record. The transcript has a single exon. Lineage: Eukaryota; Fungi; Ascomycota; Sordariomycetes; Hypocreales; Nectriaceae. Bases 28 to 357 code for a protein of 109 amino acids.
CGUACUCGCCCACACGGCUCGCUCGACAUGGGCUACGGUCUCCGGAUCCACGUCCUGCCCACCCUCACUUACAAGCACACCCACCCCAUCACCACAACACCCCAUGCUUGUGCAACAGAAGCACAACAACACCAUCCAGGAACGCCAGGUUCCACGUCCGAGGAAACACAGACACAUACGAAGUACUCUCCGCCUCUCUCGCCAGCACUAAGACACCCACACCCCUUCCCCCCAGAGAUCAAAUGCCGCGGGUGGGUAACCUGUUCUUCCAUGGUGCGCCAUCCCACUGCCACCGUCGUCACUGUUGCUCGAGGCGGAGGGGCGUGCGUGUCGAGUCAAUCUUUCGCCCUUUUGUAGUCAACAGAGCCGACAAAAAACAACACAACAGGGGUGGAAGCGGAUGGCAGAUGGCGUGGGAGAACGAUGCACACCAGGGGGGUGGAGGGAAGAAGCACGGAGACCAUGGCCUCAGC